Dictyostelium purpureum is the source of this 1947-nucleotide messenger RNA. RefSeq names its product cytochrome P450 family protein. The record is from RefSeq and is a predicted model, not a curated record. Bases 197 to 1801 code for a protein of 534 amino acids. NCBI's taxonomy places the organism in Eukaryota, Evosea, Eumycetozoa, Dictyosteliales, Dictyosteliaceae. Gene Ontology annotation, molecular function: oxidoreductase activity, acting on paired donors, with incorporation or reduction of molecular oxygen; iron ion binding; heme binding. The transcript is spliced from 2 exons. Gene Ontology annotation, biological process: sterol metabolic process.
CGUGUCUAUAGAAAUAAUAACCAAAUACAAAUAAUAAUAAAUUGUAUUUUUAUUUUAUUUUUUUUUUUAAUUUCCAAUCAAAUCAAAUAUUUUCUUUAAAUUAGAUUUUCAAUUUUGUGUCAAACCAAAAGAAAUUUAAUUUUAGAAAAUUAAUUUUAAAAAAAAAAAAAAAAAUUAUUAUUUAUAUAAAUAAAAAAUGAAAACAUCAACCAAAUUCAUUCUUGUAUUUGUUUUAUUAGCUGCUGUUGCAGUCUUUGUUUCAGAAGCUACUGCUAAAGUUAAUACCCAAACUACUCAAACUGCUCAAGUUAAAUGUUCAGGUUUACAAUGCACUACUCAAAAAUUAAUUGCUGCUGUUAGCAAAUUUACAUUAAAACAAGUUUUAAUUGGUGUUGUCGUUGUUUUAGCUACUAUUGCUUUACAACAACAAUAUACUAUUAAUCAAAAAAAAGGUAGUAUCCCAGGCCCAAGUUUUGUUCCACCAUUCUUUGGUAUGCUUUUCCAAUUGAUUUUCACUCCAUUCUCAUUUUAUGAAAAACAAGAAAAAUAUGGAGCAGUUUCAUGGACUUCAAUUUUAAAUAAAUUUGUUCUUUUCGUUACUGAUGCCGAGAUCAAUCGUCAAGUUUUCAAAGAAGAAAAUGCCAAAUUAUUCCUUUCACUUGGUGCUAAAAAGAUUUUAACUGAAAAAGCUAUUCCAUUCAUUGAAGGUGCUGCCCACAAACAAUUACGUAAACAAUUAUUACCAUUAUUCACUAUUCGUGCUCUUUCAUCAUAUCUCCCAAUUCAAGAAAAAAUCGCCACUGAACACAUCAAUCAAUGGAUCAAAGAAGGCAAAGAUAUCAAUGCCCGUAAUGUAUGUCGUGAUCUCAAUAUGGCCGUUUCAACUGGUGUCUUUGUAGGUAAUAACACUCCAGUCGAAAUUCGUGAAGAAAUUGCUAAAAACUUUUUCUUAAUGAAUGAAGGUUUCCUCUGUCUCCCAAUCGAUUUACCAGGUACCACUCUCCGUAAAGCCAUUAAUGCUCGUGUCCGUUUAGUUGAACUUUUCACUAUUAUCAUUGAAAACUCACGUAAAAGAAUGUCAGCUGGUGAAGAAUGCCAAUCACUUAUUGAUUUAUGGGUCGAACAUUUCCUUAACUGCCCAGAAGAAGAACGUGACGAACUUUCAAACGAUACUAUUAUUUUCACUCUUUUAAGUUUCAUGUUUGCCUCACAAGAUGCUCUUACUUCAUCAUUAGUUUGGACUAUCCACUUAAUGGCCAACCACCCAGAUGUUCUCGCCAGAGUUAGAGCCGAACAAAAAGCUCUUCGUAAGACUGAUGAACCAUUAAACUUAGAUACCAUGAGACAAGCCAACUACACUCGUAUGGUCGUCAAUGAAAUCCUCCGUUUCCGUCCACCAGCUGUUAUGGUUCCACAUGAAAAUAUUGAAGAUAUCGUCAUUGGUGACAAUGUAUUUGUUCCAAAAGGUACUAUGAUCCUUCCAUCCAUCUGGUCAUCUCACUUCCAAGAAGGUGGUUUCAAGAACCCACAAAAUUUCGACCCAGAACGUUUCAACGCUGAACGUAAAGAAGAAAUUACCUGUGCUAAAAAUUAUUUAGUUUUCGGUGCUGGUCCACAUUUCUGUAUUGGUAAAGAAUUAGCUAAAAAUCAAAUCGAAGUCUUUUUAACCAAAUUAGCCAUGUCUGCUGAAUGGGAACACAACAAAACUCCAGGUGGUGAUGAAAUCAUUUUUGGUCCAACUAUCUUCCCAAAAGAUGGUUGCAAUGCCAGCAUCAGAGGUAAAGAUUACUUCAAAUGUUAAAUUACAUAAUUAUAGAAACACAACACAUUCUAUUUAAUUUAGAAAGUUAUUUAGAAAUCUAAAAUAUUUAAUUUUCUAAAAAAUAAAAAAUAAAAAAUAAAUAUAAAAAAAAAUAAAAAAAAAAUUAAAUUUUUUUUAAAAACUAC